AUGCAGUUCAGUGUUCCGGUUUUUCUGCGCCGUAUCAUUAACAGUCCGUAUCACCCGUUCAACGUCAAAAUUCAUCCCGACAGAUGGCAGAAACGUGAACAACUUCGGCGAUUCGUUGCGCAUGCGGCACAACGUGUGGAAGCAGCGUUGGCCGAAUAUCAUUUUGAUUAUCCAGCUUUCCGGAAUAUGUUAUCGAAGGCACACAUUGAGCUGGAUAAUAUAGUUCUUUCUCAACUCGCAAUAUACGAACCCCAGUCGUUCAAGAGUUUGGUUAUGUUGACGAAACAGAUGGCACAGGAAGACGGACGUGCCGUGAUCGUUGAUGAGGAGCAGAAAAAUGUCCAAACCGAUCCGUCAUUAUUUGGCACCCCGUUUCCCCGCUCAAAGAUGUAUCCUCGCGGUGCUGCUAAAAAUCACCAGAAGCGUCCAAGACCACUCAAAAUUACAGAAUUCUGA
Molecule: messenger RNA, 456 nt
Organism: Gongylonema pulchrum
Lineage: Eukaryota; Metazoa; Nematoda; Chromadorea; Rhabditida; Gongylonematidae
Source: the annotation of a GenBank genome assembly